AUGGAAGCAGAACAUGAAACGAUCAACAGGACGGUAGAUUGUCUGCCGCGUUUACAGGCAUUGCCUCGGGAAACAGGAACACAGAACAAGAACUCAUUAACCAAGCAGCCACAGGGUAUGGACUCACCAGGGCGCAGUGGGGCCCGCAUGAUACUGUCUCAUGACAAGCGGUACUUCAUCAAAACUCUAGUCAGUGAGGAAGUGGAACAGAUGCACCACCUUCUCAAGCAAUAUCUUCAGCACAUCGUGGAGUGUCACGCUAACACGAUGUUGCCCCACUACCUGGGGAUGUACCGGAUCACGGUGAAUGACGUGGAGACCUACCUAUGCGUGAUGAGAAACGUGUUCAGCCCACGACAACCCACACACAAGAAAUAUGAUCUGAAGGGCUCGACUGUUGACCGAUGUGCAAGUGACAAGGAAAAGGCAAAGGAGUUGCCCACCUUCAAGGACAAUGACUUCUUGGAAGAUGAUGCUAAAGUCAACAUCGGGGCAGAGGAGAAGGCAGAACUGAUGAACAAACUGACCCGCGAUGUGAACUUCUUGGCCAGUCUGCACCUAAUGGACUACAGUCUGAUCGUGGGCAUCCAUGACUGCGACAGGAUCGAGCCCGAGGGCUCGGACAUCAAUGCCCAGAAUAGCGAGUCUGACGGGGAGCCUGUGAGUGGGGAAGACGAGAACGGGCUCGAGGAACAGGUGCCAGACAUCGGCGGGUUCGCACCCACACCGCCCGACAGCCCACAACCGUACGGGCCUGUGCCGGCAUUCAACGGGGACAUAGAUCCGAACAUUGAGAAGUUCGGAGUGAAGAGUUUGGAAGGAGGACCAAAGAAGGAGAUUUGCUUCCUUGCACUUAUAGACAUUCUGACACGGUAUGGAAUGAAAAAGCGCACCGCUCUUGCCGCAAAGACGAUGAAACAUGGCGUUGGGGCGGAGAUAUCCACCGUUCAUCCCGAUCAAUAUGCAAAACGGUUCCUUGAAUUUAUCGACAAGUGUAUAGCGUGACAGUCAAAGUGAUAUUUGUUUGUUAAGUGUUCACGUUUUUACAUGUUACAGGGGUGAGAUUUCUCCUCCUUUAAGCUGUCAGCUCCAUAACAAUGUAAAACUAAUUAUACAAAUAGGUAUUAACAAUGCUGGAUCUAAAUACAAAUGAAGAGUUUAGUUAAAACCUGUAAGAUGGGUAGGGAAUUUUCCUCCGUUGAGGUGGUUCUUAAAUCACAACACUGAUGUUAGAAGUUUGUUUACCAGAGGGACAGAAACUAAGUUGUGUACGGUAGGUUGCCGAGACGGGUAACUAUCCUUAGUACAUUGGUUGACCGUGCAAAGAAAAAAGGAGCCCAGGACCAAGUACAUGUCGUAAUUAUCUUAUGCUUACAUUUAAGAAAACAAAAUCAAACAACAAUAAAAUAUUUCUGCCAUGACUCAAUGUAAAAUUCUCUUUAAUGAACCUGAAUGUUGAUUCUUUAAAAAUAAAAUAAAGUUAUCAGCAGUGGGGGAAAUGGUUCAAGCUUUUAUGAAAAGCUGGUUGCCCAGUCGCAUGACCAACUUUUGAAAUGAACUUGCCUCAGCCUCAAGCUUCAAGUAUUUUUUUAUUAUUAUUAUUUGUUUUGGUAAAAAAUAUUACCAUGUUUCAAAAAAUGUACUGAGCAAUAGCUGUUGUUUUACUAUGUUACAUGUUAUUGUAAAAUUCAAGUAUUGAAUUGUUUGCUGUCAGCAAAAUCUCAUUUAUUGUAAGUUUUAUUUCUUAAAAGACUGAACCUAUCAAGAUGACAGAGAAAAAAAUACGAACUAAUACAUUAUCGUCCAAUACUACAUUGCUGCACACAUCUAUAGAAGUAUUGAAUGAAUCUGUAUUUGUUCCCAUAUAAGUAUUCUAUAGUCAUAAUAUAAUGUUACAAUUAUAGAGAAUUGUAUC
Molecule: messenger RNA, 1915 nt
Organism: Dreissena polymorpha
Lineage: Eukaryota; Metazoa; Mollusca; Bivalvia; Myida; Dreissenidae
Product: phosphatidylinositol 5-phosphate 4-kinase type-2 alpha-like
Exons: 7
Coding region: 1-1005 (334 amino acids)
Biological process (GO): phosphatidylinositol metabolic process
Molecular function (GO): phosphatidylinositol kinase activity
Source: RefSeq, a predicted model, not a curated record